AAAGUCAAAACUCCCGUCGUUUUUGUGCUGCACACAGCGAAGAAACGAAGACUACUGGAGAAGUUCCCAGUAUGGACUAACAUGAGAUAGCAUUCGCGACAUGCUGAGGGAGUUUCUGCCAUUUUUUCCCCCCACGAAUGGUUAUAUAAAUGUAGUGACGGAGAAUAGGGGGGCUUUAAGUGCACCACGUUAAGCAACAGAGGAAUUAGUAUUUUGUCAGGCUAAUAUCGUUGGUGUGGCGACAGCUCGGGCGGUAGGUAGGCAAACGUUAGCCCUAGUAACGGAUCUACUCGGACCUGAAAGUGGACUAACUAAAGGACGAGGGUUUCGUUGGAUCGCUGCUGCUGAUUUAAAAAGUUGCCCGGCGGUGAGGUGCAGCCACGCCGGGGGGGAAAGGCACAGCGCGACGGCCGCUACUCUCCGGCUAGCUCGCCUGCUGCUGCUUCUGUAUCUGGACUCGAGGCCUUGUUGGUGUGGCGACAAUGCUCGACAUAAUGUCCGAGCAUCAAGAUUCACUUUUGUCGUGUAAAACGGAACCUUUGCCCCCAGAGAGGAAAAAGAGGACUGUUGAGGACUUUAACAAGUUCUGCAGCUUCGUCCUGGCAUACGCUGGCUACAUCCCCAGUUCAAAAGAGGAAAGUUCUUGGUCCCCAACAUCAUCAAGUUCUGCACACAGUUCAGGGUUGUCAGCUGAUGGAGGUGGUGGAGGAAGCUGCUCAACAGGCAACACUUGGGCAGAUGGAAGCUCUGACAUCCACACCAUCCACACAUUUGUCCGUAAAGCCCGGGCGAAUAAGGGCAAAAACAUCCGCCGUAUGCACUCUGAUAGCACUCUACUGGACAAGAUGCGCCUUAAAGACUCCUUAUAUGAGAGCCAGGCAAGCAGUAAGGCAGAGCGGAAGAAGGACAAAAAACUUAAAAAGUUGUCGCUGGGUUCUGCCAUGACAGCGGUAGAUAGUGGCAGCAGCGAAGGCGAGAAAAGAGCACGCAUUAAACGCAGCAAAAACUCAAAACAGCCCAAACCUAAGAAGCUCAAAAGUUCAACUGCUCAAAGCGAGACAGACUCUGAGGCGCGGCACUCACAUGCAGAGGUACGACCUGGUAGAGACGAGCUGAUGGGACACGGGGGCUCCAACUCAAGCGUGCGGGGGUUGGGGAAGAUGCAGCCGGAUGAGUCGAUGAGGGAAGCAGACAUGAGCUCCAGUGAGGGUGAGACAUGGAUCGCAGAUGAAGACAUUAUGGUGGAGUCAGGGGAUGAUUCAUGGGACUUGAUCACCUGUUACUGUGGGAAGCCCUUUGCAGGACGACCGAUGAUCGAAUGCAACCAGUGCGGCAUAUGGGUGCACUUAUCAUGCGCCAAGAUCAAGAAAUCCAACGUUCCAGACAUCUUUUACUGCCACAAGUGCAGGGACACGAGGCGGUCGGGAAACAAAAAAGACACUUAGAUAUGAAGAGGAUGGGAGGGACAUUUCGCACUCCCCCAGUUUUUGCUGUCCUCCUGACACUUGUUUUCUUUGAUGCCUACAGCCAAAACAGCCUAAAUUAUCACCUGGAUGACGACUGUAUUGUCACUUGUUAGGAUUUCUUUUUGACAAUCAACCAUUCUUAUUUAUCCCUCACUUUCUUCUUACUUUUCUUUGGCUACAGAGAAGAACUGGACACAAGGCAGCAGUGGCGAUGAUUUCUUUUUAAUAAUAAAUACCUUCAAUAAUUGGC
Labrus mixtus (cuckoo wrasse) is the source of this 1716-nucleotide messenger RNA. It is a transcript of the gene phf23b, whose product is annotated as PHD finger protein 23b. The coding region runs from base 483 to 1445 and encodes 320 amino acids. NCBI's taxonomy places the organism in Eukaryota, Metazoa, Chordata, Actinopteri, Labriformes, Labridae. The transcript has 5 exons. The record is from RefSeq and is a predicted model, not a curated record. Gene Ontology annotation, biological process: negative regulation of autophagosome assembly; positive regulation of protein ubiquitination; negative regulation of autophagosome maturation.